This is a messenger RNA of Laccaria bicolor S238N-H82, 1503 nucleotides long. Its product is annotated as UDP-3-O-[3-hydroxymyristoyl] glucosamine N-acyltransferase. Gene Ontology annotation, molecular function: translation initiation factor activity; guanyl-nucleotide exchange factor activity. The transcript has 8 exons. Lineage: Eukaryota; Fungi; Basidiomycota; Agaricomycetes; Agaricales; Hydnangiaceae. The record is from RefSeq and is a predicted model, not a curated record. Gene Ontology annotation, cellular component: eukaryotic translation initiation factor 2B complex; guanyl-nucleotide exchange factor complex. Bases 1 to 1503 code for a protein of 500 amino acids. Gene Ontology annotation, biological process: cytoplasmic translational initiation; biosynthetic process.
AUGGAUAUUGACAGCGUCAAGUUGGACUCGGUGAAGCGAGAAUUUCUUGCAAUUGUACUCGCUGGAUUCGGCAACGAGCUCCUGCCUCUUACAGGAGAUUAUGGCGACGAACCAUGUCCUAAAGCUCUUCUCCCAGUCGCAAAUAAACCCAUGCUUGAAUAUACCCUAAGCUGGAUUGAGAAAUCUGGCAUCCGAGACGUUUUGCUCAUCUGCCCUACAAGCCAUCGCCCAUCCAUCUACCACUACAUCCAUUCCGAUGUCACGUCUUCAUCGCUUCGUAUCGAUCUUCAGACAUUUGACGAGUCUCAGGAUGGCGGUGUGGGAACGUGCACUCUCCUUCGUCACUUUUCAAGUCGGGUGCCAGAAGACUUUGUUGUUGUUCCCUGCGAUUUUAUCCCGCCACCCACCCUUCCACUAAGUAUGUUGCUCAACAAGUUUCGCGUAGACUCCGUUGCAGAGGGUUGUGUUGCAACCACCUGCUGGUACUCAGCCUACAAGCCAGACAAAGCUGCUUUGGUAGAUGAAUGGGGCCCACUUCCUGCCCCCAGCCCCAUUAUAUGGGAUGAUCUCACUGGAACACUCCUUUACAUCGAUACGUCCGAUGACGUUGAUCGCAACACAGACGAAUUAGAACUGAGAAUGGCAAUGUUGUCGAGACACCCUCGAGCUAUCCUCUCAUCCUCCUUGCAAGAUUCUCAUGUUUAUGUUUGUCGAAGAUCCGUUCUUGACCUCCUUCAUAUAAAACGCCAUUUCGAUGGUUUCAGGCAGGAGUUUCUGCCUUGGCUUUGUAGGGUUCAAUAUCAACGAGCAAAGAGGGAAAAGUACAAGCACGUGUUGAAUCCAGUGAUUGACACAACAUCUCAACGUCUCGCCCUGAGACACUCCACCCUACUAUCUCGUCGGCUGGAGUUGGCGGGUCCAAUACAGGAAUCCACCAUGUCCAUUCCUCCAUCCCCGACGGAUUCUGAUGCGGAGCAAGAUCUGAAGACUGGUUUGAAAAUAGGAGUAGUUAUUCACCGGGCAGAAUCGGGAUUCGCUCUGCGUGUAAACACCGUUCACAAUUUUUUAGAGAUCAAUCGACGGGCUCUCAACGGGGUUACCUAUGCACUCCCAUCUGAUCCCAAAAAUCGUUCUUUGAUAGACCAGAAGGCUCAGAUUGCUAGCGACACCAUCAUUGGAGAUUUUACUCAGGUCUCAGAACGCACAACGAUAAAAAAGUCGAUCAUCGGGCGGCACUGUGUCAUUGGAAAGGGUGCAAAGAUCUCUGCAUCUGUGCUUCUCGACCACUGUGUUAUUGAAGAUGGAGCUAAAUUGGAUGGCUGUAUUUUGGGAAAAAACACCAAAGUCGGAACCAAGUCAGAACUUGCCCGUUGCGUUACUCAGGCUGGAUAUGACAUUGGUCCCGGAGACAUUGUCAAAGGCGAGAAGCUGGAUAUUUCGGAUUGGACUGCCGCAGUCGGUGACGGAAUUGAAGGCGAUGAAAGUAGCGAGUGUGAUGGAUAA